AUGCAGGUCCCGGAUUCAGAGGACGACCAGGAGUGCUCGUCGGACUCUGACGAGGAGAUGGGCGAGGUCGCACGCACCCCGGCCAAGCAAGCCAUCCUGGGUCGCUUGGCUUGUAGUUCGCGCGACGGCAAUGCUUCCGCUCUUCUCGAGCAUGCGGUGCAGCAACUGGGCAAGUACGAAAUCAUCUCAUACGGUCCUGAAUCCGAAGGCGAGAUCAAAGCCUACAUCGUCGGCAAGGAGACCAAGAGGGGGUGGGGCUUGUUGCAAGCGAUCGCGUGUGGGGUGCCGCUCGUGUCGGAAGACUGGCUGUCAAGCUCUAUCUCCGAGGGAAAGUGGAAAGCGAUGAAUGUAUUCAGAAGCGACCAGUUUGGACAGUCACCGAGGUCUGUGGAGGCCGGGGCGACGACCGUUCGGAUACUCGAGGGGCAGCGCAUCAAAAUUUUGUCGGACAAGAAGGACGCGGCCAGCAUCCGCAAGCUGGUUAAGCUGUGCGGGGGGAGGAUCGCGGAAACUCGAAUGGAUGUUGUGAUCAAUGAUGGGGCGCAUGUGCUCGGGGGGUGUGCUAAUGUGGAGAAGAAGUGGCUCGCAGACUCUGUCGAGGCCGGCGAAGUGAUGGAUUUUGAGGGUUACAUAGUGGAGCCGUAAGCUGGGAGAGGGGAGGGUACCGUAUUGUAGAGUUUUGCUAAUUGAAGAUUAUCGCUUUGAAAACAUUAUGUACUACAAACGUGGGAUCUUGCAUUACAAGGUUUUAUGACUGCG
Chondrus crispus (carragheen) is the source of this 759-nucleotide messenger RNA. RefSeq lists its product as hypothetical. The record is from RefSeq and is a predicted model, not a curated record. NCBI's taxonomy places the organism in Eukaryota, Rhodophyta, Florideophyceae, Gigartinales, Gigartinaceae. The transcript has 2 exons. Bases 1 to 645 code for a protein of 214 amino acids.